AUGGCAGUAAGUUCUAUUUGGUUGCACCUGGUAUCACCUGACCAGCACACCCAGACUCCCCGACUCGAAGAUUUCUUCUGGACAGGCUCUGGGGACGGGCCACCACCGCCAGACCUAUCAGCGCCACUACCAGUUCCGAGCAUACCAGUGGUACACACCACCACCGUCCUUGCUACUGUCUACUUGGACUCAUAUCCUCCUCAGGCGGUGACGGACAGCACGGGUGACUGCCUCCACAACUGCGGAGACUCUUCUCCCGGCAGUCUGGAGCCAGACGUGCCUGAUGAUAGGCGCUACUGGCUCCUCACUGUCAUACAGGGGUCUACUCCUGAUAGCUUGCAAUUACGUCUUGCGAGACUUUACCAAAAGGCGUUUCUGAGGCAACAAGAAAGACACCUAGGAAUCAUUAAAUCAUUAGAUGCCUCGCCACCUAGAAAAAAACAUGACGUGCAUUCAUUUGUCGUAAAUAAAGACCAUCAAAUUAAUCCUAUAAGUUCCGACACUCUAUUCAAAUACUCCGAAAUAGAAAGUUCUAUAAUUAAUAUCGGUGAUAUCACUCCAACAAACACUAUAAUGUCUAGCUUCGCCACUCUUGUGAAAAUUCCAGAAUCAAUUGGUUUAAAGGGUGGAAUGUAUUUAGCAAAUAGCAUAGACCCUUCAUUAAUAGAUGAUAUUGAACCAACUGCAUUAGCUGAUACAGAAUCUUGGGUAUUAGUAACACCAACUGUAGUAUUAAAGAAAAGAGAAAUCAAUGUAGGGGAAGAAUUUGAUAUGAUGAAAGAAGACAUGAUCGAUUUGCCUCUAGAAGAAGAGGGUAAUAAUGGAUCUUUGCUGUAUAAACGUGAAAUUAUCAAACCUGACCAACAGCCGCCAGUGCAAGUGCACAUCCAAAAUAUAUCAGAAUCAGCGGAAACAGGUAGUGUUCAAAUAGUGUACGUAGUGUUGGUGGGGGGGAGGGCCGUGCCAGCCGCAGUGGCUGCGAGGGACAUGCGUCUGGUGCGGGAUGCUGAGGUUGCUAAGGAGUUGGGCGCUGUUGUUACUACUAAGGCUGAGCCAGCGUAUCUCAAAGCAGCUGAAGGGUUGGAGGGGGAAGCGGCACCAGCUGGUGUGCACGGAACCGAACUCUGGGCUCUGAUAGUGGGCUCCACCAUAGCGCUUCUGCUGCUGGUGAUACUGUUCGUGCUACUGUGCCUGGCGCAUAGGAAGAAAUCUUUGAAAUCCGCAGCAUCCCUUCGAGCCUAUAGAAACGAGUUGAUGCGUGAGUUGGAACAGAGUAAGCAAGAACGAGAAGAAAAGAACGCAAAGUUAAUAAGCGUGGUGUCUCCGAGCAGAACGCGACCGAGUAGUGCCCUACUGCCUAUUUAUAGGAAGGACAGUACUUCUGGUUCAUCCACUACAUCAUCAGGUGUAUCGGAGGUGGCGGUGGCUCUGCGCAGGCGACAGAAAAAGCCGCAUGCGCUCAGAAUGCCUCAAAAGAAAAGAGUGGGAACAACAGACAGUCUGCUAGAAGCGGCGGGUGUGGACAGCUCGGACAGCGGACACACCCCCACUUCCUAUCUCUCCAUGCCGUCUAUUUCUGCCUUUCCCAGGGGCAAUACCGUAGAACCAUUGUCUCGGAUCCUAGAACCGGUGUCCGUCCGUCACUUGGACGUAGACUCACCUGUAUCCAGCCGCAAGGGGCAGGACACAGUGCCCCGGAGGCAAAUGCCCUCGCAACUGGUGCGUUUGGGCAGUAUCGACAAGGACCCGGGAGUUAUUGGACCUCUAGUUUGGGACCUGCAUUGCCAGAGGAUAAAGGAUGCGUCCAAACCCUCAACCCCAAUGACGUCAAGCCAGGAGCCAGGCCGCAUGAGGCAGAGGUUCAAUGAGCUGAUGGAUGAUGCCUUCACACUCUUCGGGAGUGCGGGUUCGACUCCCUCCAACGACACUUACACGGUUGAGAGGGAAGAUAAGGCAAAUGAGCCGAUGGCCCAAGCCCGCAACGACAACGUGCGCCUCCCGGCGUCGCCUGCGCAUGCGAGAGAUACCGCUCGCGGUAGAUCCGCUGGAGUUGGACGCGUCAGCAGCGCGGCGCCCGCGCACCGGCGCGCCGCCUGGGCUCCGCACGCGCAGUCUAUAAGUCAAGCUCGGCUGCCUUCCGCUCCAGUGGUGAACACCGCUCUCAUCACCACUGAGGGCAAGCUGCCUCCAGAUGACCCAGCAUUACCUCUAAUAUCCGCUAUCAAGAGCGAGAUACAACGCGUCAGAGAAAAUGCUAUGAAACCUAAUAAUUAA
This is a messenger RNA of Zerene cesonia (dogface butterfly), 2274 nucleotides long. RefSeq lists its product as uncharacterized. The record is from RefSeq and is a predicted model, not a curated record. The transcript is spliced from 15 exons. The coding region runs from base 1 to 2274 and encodes 757 amino acids. Lineage: Eukaryota; Metazoa; Arthropoda; Insecta; Lepidoptera; Pieridae.